Sphenostylis stenocarpa is the source of this 1005-nucleotide messenger RNA. Lineage: Eukaryota; Viridiplantae; Streptophyta; Magnoliopsida; Fabales; Fabaceae. The record is from the annotation of a GenBank genome assembly.
AUGAAUAGGAGGGAAAGGGAGAGUGAGAUACCAGAAGAGAGUGCAGAGAUCUACCUUAUUCUCUUACUCUUCCUUCUCUCUCACUCUUUCACUGUCAGACACAUGGGCUUCCCAGCCAAGGGUGCCUCAGCUGACCACCCGAUCAAGUUCCUCAUCUACGGCCGCACGGGCUGGAUUGGUGGCCUCCUCGGCAUCCUCUGUCAGGCCCAAGGCAUCCCCUUCCAGUACGCCUCGGGCCGUCUCGAGAACCGGGCCUCCCUCGAAAGGGACAUAGCCGAGGUCAAGCCCACCCACGUCUUCAGCGCCGCCGGUGUCACGGGCCGGCCCAACGUCGACUGGUGCGAGUCUCAUAAGGUGGAGACCAUCCGAACCAACGUCGUUGGAACCCUCACUCUCGCCGACGUCUGCCGCCAACACGGCCUCCUCCUUCUCAACUACGCCACCGGUUGCAUCUUCGAGUACGAUUCCGAUCAUCCUCUCGGAUCUGGAAUCGGCUUCAAAGAACUGGACACUCCCAAUUUCACCGGUUCCUUUUACUCUAAGACUAAAGCCAUGGUAGAGGAUCUGCUUAAGAACUACGAUAAUGUGUGUACCUUGCGAGUGAGGAUGCCUAUCUCGUCUGAUUUGUCGAAUCCGCGCAAUUUCAUCACGAAGAUCACUCGAUACGAGAAGGUUGUGGAUAUUCCGAAUUCCAUGACUAUAUUGGAUGAACUUCUUCCCAUCUCAAUUGAGAUGGCGAAGAGGAACCUGACUGGGAUCUGGAACUUCACGAACCCUGGAGUGGUUAGUCACAAUGAAAUUCUAGAGAUGUACAGAGAGUAUGUUGACCCCAACUUCACCUGGAAGAACUUCACUCUUGAGGAACAGGCUAAGGUGAUUGUUGCCCCCAGGAGCAACAAUGAGCUUGAUGCCACGAAACUGAAGACCGAAUUUCCAGAACUGUUAUCUAUCAAGGAUUCACUCAUUAAGUAUGUCUUCAAGCCCAACCAGAAGCUUAAAGCAUAA